This is a messenger RNA of Volvox carteri f. nagariensis, 195 nucleotides long. RefSeq lists its product as uncharacterized. Lineage: Eukaryota; Viridiplantae; Chlorophyta; Chlorophyceae; Chlamydomonadales; Volvocaceae. The transcript has 2 exons. The annotation marks the transcript as partial. Gene Ontology annotation, biological process: chromatin remodeling. Gene Ontology annotation, molecular function: protein binding; histone methyltransferase activity. The record is from RefSeq and is a predicted model, not a curated record.
AGCUACCUGUUCAACCUGAACAACGAGUGGGUUGUCGACGCGAAAUUCAGGGGCAACAAGCUCCGCUGCGCCAACCACAGCGAGGAGCCUGUCGCGAAGGCCAAGGUGCUGCUCGUGGACGGGGAGAGCCGCAUUGCCAUCUUGGCGGAUAAGAACCUGGCACCGGGCACGGAAAUCACUUACGACUACAGGUAU